This is a messenger RNA of Dracunculus medinensis (Guinea worm), 468 nucleotides long. The record is from the annotation of a GenBank genome assembly. NCBI's taxonomy places the organism in Eukaryota, Metazoa, Nematoda, Chromadorea, Rhabditida, Dracunculidae.
UUGGCAGUUCUCCUUCUAACAGUGGUCACCAGGCCAUUAGGACGAUAUAAAAAGAAGGAUCCAAGAAAGAAUGAUGAAUUACAAGAAGAUGUGGAUUUUGAUGAAAUUGCGGAAACGGUUGACGAUGGCCUUCCAGUUGAUUACAAAGUGAAAACAAUUAAGGCACCAAAUCGCCGUUUGGAGACGAUUGUGAAACGUGUUGCAAAGAAGGGAAAUGCAAUGACGGAUAAGCUUAUAUUUGGGGGAAAAGUGCGAUUGAAUGAAGAGGAUACGAAUAAAAAGAAAUCUUAUAACGUGGAACAAUCGGAUAUUAUCGAUGUUUGGGAGAGUGCCAUAGAAGACAAUCCAUCGCUAUCAAAAGUUUGCCGAAUCGAAGUACAACAGUACAAAUUAAUGCAGAAUGGUUAUGACAUUCAGGUAAAAGUGUGGAAUGACAUGAUCGUCGAUAAUUGGUGCCAUCAUUUAUAA